Messenger RNA from Echinostoma caproni, 834 nucleotides. NCBI's taxonomy places the organism in Eukaryota, Metazoa, Platyhelminthes, Trematoda, Plagiorchiida, Echinostomatidae. The record is from the annotation of a GenBank genome assembly.
AUGGUUCGUAAUAGUGUCUCAUCGGCUGAGUUUGUGGAUGAAGGAGAACGAUACAUCACACUGAUUAAACCGAUAUCGUGUUGCCUCAGUCGCACUUUGCACCACAUUCGACUUUAUGAUGUUCAAACGUGCCGCUGUUACGUCUCAGCCGUCCCGGAGGAUCAACACCAAAGCGCAGUGAACAUGGUUCGUUGGUCCCCGAAUGGAAACGCGUAUGUGACUGCUGGUAUGGACGGGAGUUUCAAAAUAUGGGACGGUGUCUCGUGCCGGUGCGUAAACACGUUCGAGGCAGCACAUGACGGUGCCCCGGUCUGUUCAGUUAUGUUCUCGCGCAACGGAAAAGUUAUUAAAUGUGAAGAAGAUCGAAGCUCAGGGAAGGACAGUGCUGUAAAACUUUGGGAACUGGCUACCGGUCGCUGUCUGAUUACCUACACUGGAGCUGGUACCACUGGACAUCAGACACAUCGGUCCAUGGCCGUGUUCAAUCACACAGAAGACUAUGUUCUGUUUCCGGACGAGGCCACAAAAAGUCUUUGUUGCUGGGACUCGCGAAAUGCAGAUCGUCAAAGGCUGCUUGCAUUAACCGAGGCGAUAGCUAUCCAAACAUUAGAUCCCCCUAUGCAGACAAAAACAGAUCAUUCGGUCUUAAGCCUUGCCAUGACCUCGGAUGAAGAAAACCAACUCACCCCCGGGAAUGGUUUAACUACGGCUACUGUCGCGCCGUUCGCGAAAAAGAAAUCAGCGUUCCCCCGCUGGCGUCGUUCACCCUCCCCCGGUCCCGCCGAUUGUUCUUGCAAGCACGAACAAGUGUACGACCAUCAUACAGAAAUCUAA